AUGGGUACCCCCCGGUAUAGGCCACAUCCGACCAGUUUGGCCAUGAGAGGAAAUACACUGUGGGCCACCAUGGCGCCGGCCCUGGGGCGUAUCGAGGGCGUGGAUGGCGCUUGCUUGGAGAAUGAGAAUGAGAAUGAGAAAGAGAGGGAGGGAGGGAAAAGGUUGUGUCUGAAAAAGAAACUGUAUAGUGCAGGCCAGUCGAGUGCACAUGUCCAUGUGGAUGGAAUGGACAUUGCUGCAACACAUCUAGCAGCCCACCAGCCGAUGCUUUUGGCGGGCUGGUUUGAUGAGGGCCCCCUGUCAAUGAUGUGCAUCUGCGGUGCCUCCUUUCCCACGCCCAUGGCCCUUUACCGAAAUUGCCAGCGAGACCAACCUCCGCCGCGCCUUCUCUCUCCCACCCACGCCGCCCAGCAACAGAGCAGUCAGCAGCCGCAGCCGCAGCCGCCGCAGCAGCAGCAGCAGCAGCACGUCAAUCGCCGUCGCGCUGUCGACCGCGAACGAGUGAGUUGUGCACCGAAAAAGGCCGCGAGUCGAGCGUCGAGAGAGUCGAGAGUCGAGAGGGAACGCGCCCACGGCAGAGUCAGAGCCACAGGUCCGCGCCAGAGCCACGGCCAAAAGCCCAAGACGUCAAAAGGCUCAAGUCAACGUCAACCGCCAGCCCACGCCCCGUCAGCCAUUAGCGACGCUGCACCACACCAGCCCACUCCCUCGCAGCCCGCGCCCGCGCCCGCACCCACAACCUGCCCUGCCCUGCACGUCUGCACGCGCAUGUGA
Messenger RNA from Bipolaris zeicola 26-R-13, 774 nucleotides. RefSeq lists its product as uncharacterized. The record is from RefSeq and is a predicted model, not a curated record. NCBI's taxonomy places the organism in Eukaryota, Fungi, Ascomycota, Dothideomycetes, Pleosporales, Pleosporaceae. Bases 1 to 774 code for a protein of 257 amino acids. The transcript has 5 exons.